Messenger RNA from Linum tenue, 3640 nucleotides. The record is from the annotation of a GenBank genome assembly. NCBI's taxonomy places the organism in Eukaryota, Viridiplantae, Streptophyta, Magnoliopsida, Malpighiales, Linaceae.
AAAUCUCACUUUCCUCCUCUCACUGUUUCACUGCCUUUCUCCCUCCACCCCCCAAAAACCCUAAUUCCCCCGCCUCAAACGCCACCCUCUUUCCUUCCCGGCCUGCCAACCAAACCAGCCAGCAGCAGCCAUGGACGAACAGCAGCUCCAGCAAGCUCAGCUCGCCGCCAUCCUGGGGCAAGACCCGGCCCCUUUCGAAACCCUAAUCUCCUCCCUAAUGUCCUCAUCCAACGAACAACGAUCCCAAGCCGAGCUCGCCUUCAACCUCUGCAAGCAGAACAAUCCUGAUUCCCUCUCCCUCAAGCUCGCACACCUCCUCCAGCACUCCCCUCACCCCGACGCUCGCGCCAUGGCCGCCGUCCUCCUCCGCAAGCUACUCACCCGCGACGACGCCUACCUCUGGCCCCGCCUCAACAUCAAUACCCAGUCGUCACUCAAAUCGAUACUCCUCUCCUGCGUCCAGCAGGAGCAGGCCAAGUCGAUUUUGAAGAAGCUCUGUGACACGGUGUCCGAGCUCGCCUCCGGGAUUUUGCCGGAUAACGGUUGGCCGGAGCUGUUGCCGUUCAUGUUCCAGUGCGUCUCAUCCGAUUCCCCUAAAUUGCAGGAGUCUGCCUUCUUGAUUUUCGCCCAGUUGUCGCAGUACAUCGGGGAGACUUUGGUCCCCUUUAUUAAGGAGUUGCAUGGGGUGUUCUUGCAGUGUUUGAAUUCUUCCCCCAGUUUCGAUGUGAAGAUUGCCGCUUUGAAUGCUGUUAUCAAUUUCAUCCAGUGUCUGAGCAGCUCUUCUGAUCGGGAUAGAUUUCAGGAUUUGUUGCCUGCGAUGAUGAGGACGUUGACCGAGGCGUUGAAUAAUGGCAACGAGGCCACCGCUCAGGAGGCUCUGGAGCUGUUGAUUGAGCUGGCUGGAACUGAGCCUAGAUUCUUGAGGAGGCAGCUGGUUGAUGUGGUUGGGGCUAUGCUGCAGAUUGCCGAGGCCCAGAGCUUGGAAGAGGGGACUCGGCAUUUGGCGAUUGAGUUUGUUAUUACUUUGGCUGAAGCUAGGGAGAGGGCGCCUGGAAUGAUGAGGAAGUUGCCGCAGUUUAUUAGCAGGUUGUUUGCUAUACUGAUGAAUAUGCUGUUGGAUGUCGAGGACGAUCCUGCUUGGCAUACUGCAGAGACAGAGGAUGAGGAUGCGGGAGAGUCGAGUAAUUAUAGCGUUGGGCAAGAGUGUUUGGAUAGGUUGGCAAUAUCAUUGGGCGGGAACACAAUUGUUCCAGUGGCGUCUGAGCAGCUACCUGUUUACUUGUCUGCUCCAGAAUGGCAGAAGCACCAUGCUGCGCUCAUUGCACUUGCCCAGAUUGCCGAGGGUUGCUCUAAGGUGAUGUUAAAAAAUCUUGAGCAAGUGGUGAACAUGGUUCUCAACUCGUUUCAACAUCCUCAUCCCCGUGUUAGAUGGGCAGCUAUAAAUGCGAUUGGCCAAUUGUCUACUGAUUUGGGUCCUGAUUUGCAAAAUCAGUAUCAUCAAAGAGUGUUGCCAGCACUAGCUGCUUCAAUGGAUGACUUCCAGAAUCCAAGAGUACAGGCACAUGCUGCUUCAGCUGUUCUCAACUUUAGUGAGAACUGUACUCCUGAAAUUCUGACGCCUUAUCUAGAUGGAAUAGUGAGCAAAUUGCUUGUACUCCUACAGAAUGGAAAGCAAAUGGUUCAAGAGGGAGCACUAACUGCUUUGGCAUCAGUUGCUGAUUCAUCUCAGGAGCAUUUCCAAAAGUACUAUGAUGCAGUCAUGCCCUACUUGAAAGCAAUCUUGGUGAAUGCAACUGACAAAUCUAAUCGCAUGCUUCGUGCCAAGUCAAUGGAGUGCAUUAGUCUUGUUGGAAUGGCUGUUGGCAAGGAUAAGUUCAGGGAUGAUGCUAAGCAGGUCAUGGACGUGCUUAUGUCCUUGCAAGGCUCACAAAUGGAGGCAGAUGAUCCAACAACAAGUUACAUGCUGCAAGCAUGGGCCAGACUUUGCAAAUGUUUGGGGCAAGAUUUCCUUCCAUACAUGAGUGUUGUCAUGCCUCCUUUGCUUCUGUCUGCCCAACUGAAGCCAGAUGUGACGAUUACAUCUGCAGAUUCAGAUAAUGAGAUUGACGAUUCCGAUGAUGAAAGUAUGGAGACCAUUACUCUUGGGGACAAAAGGAUUGGCAUCAAGACUAGCGUCCUGGAAGAAAAAGCUACUGCUUGCAAUAUGUUAUGCUGCUAUGCUGAUGAGCUUAAAGAAGGUUUCUAUCCAUGGAUAGAUCAGGUUGCCCCGACCCUAGUUCCUCUUCUUAAAUUUUACUUCCACGAAGAAGUAAGAAAAGCUGCUGUAUCAGCAAUGCCAGAGCUCCUUCGGUCCGCGAAAUUAGCUGUGGAGAAGGGAAUAGCACAAGGCCGAAAUGAAUCUUAUGUUAAGCAGUUGUCUGACUACAUCAUUCCAGCUCUGGUGGAAGCAUUACAUAAGGUGACAGUGGUUACAUUUCAUUCAUAUACUUCGCUGGUUAGAGGCCGUAUGGUAAACACUUAUACUAGUCCCACGAGAAGCUUCAUUCUGCUCCUUAGUUGGCCAUGUGAUCAGAAUUCUUGCUUGUUCUAUACGAGCAUCUACUUUAAGUUGAAGAACCUCUUGCGGGAGCCUGAUACUGAAAUCUGCGCUAAUAUGCUGGAUGCAUUAAACGAAUGCUUACAGAUAUCUGGCACACUUGUUGAAGAAGGCCAGGUACGAUCAGUUGUUGAUGAGAUUAAGCAAGUAAUCACAGCUAGCUCAAGUAGAAAGAGAGAAAGGGCAGAGAGAGCCAAAGCUGAAGACUUUGACGCUGAGGAGGGAGAGCUGGUCAGAGAGGAAAAUGAGCAAGAGGAGGAAGUUUUUGACCAAGUUGGUGAAAUAUUGGGUACUCUGAUCAAGACAUUCAAGGCUUCUUUCUUGCCUUUCUUUGAUGAGUUAUCAUCAUACCUCACUCCUAUGUGGGGCAAGGAUAAGACACCGGAGGAGAGAAGGAUUGCCAUUUGUAUUUUUGAUGAUGUGGCAGAGCAAUGUCGUGAGUCAGCUCUCAAAUAUUAUGAUACUUUCCUACCGUUUUUACUGGAGGCUUGCAAUGAUGAGAAUCCAGACGUUCGACAGGCAGCUGUUUAUGGACUGGGUGUGUGUGCAGAAUUUGGUGCGUCCAUGUUCAAGCCUCUUGUAGGAGAAGCACUUUCAAGACUAAAUGUUGUGAUACGGCACCCUAAUGCCAAGCAAGCUGAAAAUGUUAUGGCAUAUGACAAUGCUGUUUCUGCUUUGGGGAAGAUUUGUCAGUUCCAUCGCGACAGUAUUGAUGCUUCUCAGGUUAUCCCAGCAUGGUUAAAUUGUUUGCCAAUUACUGGUGAUCUAAUUGAAGCCAAAGUUGUCCAUGAACAACUUUGUUUAAUGGUGGAGAGGUCAGACGGUGAAAUUUUAGGCCCGAACAACCAGUUCCUUCCAAAGAUUGUUUCGGUAUUUGCCGAGGUUCUGUGUGGGAAGGAUCUAGCAACAGAAAGUACUGCAAGUAGAAUGGUUAAUCUGCUUAGGCACCUCAAGCAGACCUUACCACCAGACACAUUAGCCUCAACUUGGUCUAUGCUACUUCCCCAGCAACAGAUGGCAUUGCAAUCGAUCCUCCCGUCGUAA